Molecule: messenger RNA, 585 nt
Organism: Fusarium subglutinans
Lineage: Eukaryota; Fungi; Ascomycota; Sordariomycetes; Hypocreales; Nectriaceae
Exons: 2
Coding region: 1-585 (194 amino acids)
Source: RefSeq, a predicted model, not a curated record
AUGACACGCAAGCACCGGUGUCAGCGUCCUGUUCCGUCCAUCUCCACUGGCUAUUGGAUGCAGUUGCGAACGCCGCAUUGGCUGCUGCGCCCUUGGCCAACCUCCGUCGUCAUCAUAGACAACACAAAGUGCGGAGUUGUUUCGUACUUCCUUAAUGUUGGGCUAGGCGAUGGCAUUAUCGUGCUCAUGUUUACGGUCUCCACAGUUCAGCGUAUGAAGAAAGUUGAGCGAGCUGUCCUGAUGCAUGGCGGACCGGAUCCCUCAAAGAACGGCCAUGGAGACGGCCGGGGCGAACCGCACCAUAAUAUACCGCUGGUAGCGACGAUGUCCAGCGUGAACAUCGACCGAGCCAUCAGGGACAUCGAAAGAGACUUUGAGUGUCAGGGCGACCCGGACAGGAUAGAAGACCGCAAGCGUCUGGUCUUCGAUGGGUUUGUUGAGACACACUGGGACAAGGAUCUCGCUAGGGGCGUCAUGUGGUACCCCCUGCAAUAUAUGAUGGGAAAUCGGGAUUUCAGCAUCCUCAGUCGCGCGCGCUAUGACAAGGAUGACGAGCUAGAGACAUACUUCUAUGCACCGACUUAG